Molecule: messenger RNA, 2029 nt
Organism: Exophiala mesophila
Lineage: Eukaryota; Fungi; Ascomycota; Eurotiomycetes; Chaetothyriales; Herpotrichiellaceae
Product: inosine-5'-monophosphate dehydrogenase
Exons: 3
Coding region: 103-1755 (550 amino acids)
Biological process (GO): GTP biosynthetic process
Cellular component (GO): cytoplasm
Molecular function (GO): IMP dehydrogenase activity
Source: RefSeq, a predicted model, not a curated record
CUUUCCUUUCCUUUGGGAAAAGUCCUUCUUUGACCCCAACAGACCAUUUCACCACCGGAUCCUGUUGUCAAUUCGACCUCCUAUACCUCCAAUUCUUUCAUCAUGCCGAUCGCCAACGGUGAUGGUGCUCUUGCUGGCACUCCCCUCCGCCGCGAGAUUGAAAAUCUCGACUAUCGAGACGCUCUCAAGGUUCUCGAGGCCGAAUAUCCAUCAAAAGAUGGCCUAGACAUCCACACCCUUCUUGACUCAAAGGAAAAUGGAGCACUCACAUACAAUGAUUUCCUCAUUUUGCCAGGAUACAUUGGUUUUGCUGCUGCCGAAGUCACUCUCGAUUCGCCCGUCACCAAGCGCAUUUCCCUGAAAACUCCCCUUCUCUCGUCUCCUAUGGACACAGUCACUGAAGAGAACAUGGCAAUUCACUUGGCUCUUCUUGGUGGUCUGGGUGUCAUCCACCACAACUGUUCUGCCGAUGAACAGGCGGACAUGGUCCGAAAAGUCAAGAGAUAUGAGAACGGUUUCAUCUCGGAUCCUAUUGUCUUGUCUGCAAAGACCACUGUCGGCGAAGCCAAAGAGUUGAAGGAGAAAUGGGGUUUCGGUGGCUUCCCUGUCACAGAGACGGGCGAGCUCAAGUCGAAAUUGAUUGGAAUCAUCACCACCAGAGAUAUCCAAUUCCAUCCUCGACCCGAUGACCUGGUCACAGAGGUCAUGUCCACUGACCUGAUCACUGCUCCUGCUGGCACCACAUUGGCCGAAGCAAAUGCAGUGCUCCGCGAGUCUCGCAAGGGCAAACUUCCGAUUGUCGAUAACGAGGGCAAUUUGGUGUCACUUUUGUCACGAUCUGAUUUGCUCAAAAACCUCAACUAUCCUCUGGCCUCCAAAAUGCCACAUUCGAAGCAACUCAUUUCUGCGGCAGCUAUUGGUACGCGACCAGAUGACAAGAACCGUCUCCAAAAGCUCGUCGACGCAGGGCUGGACAUUGUCGUCUUGGACAGCAGCCAGGGUAACAGUCUUUACCAGAUUGAGAUGGUCAAGUAUAUCAAAGAAACAUACCCUCAGAUUGAUGUGAUUGCCGGAAACGUGGUAACACGGGAACAAGCAGCCAGUUUGAUUGCUGCUGGUGCUGAUGGUCUCCGCAUCGGCAUGGGCAGUGGCAGUGCGUGCAUUACGCAAGAAGUCAUGGCUGUCGGUCGACCACAGGCGGCUGCGGUGUUUGCCGUGUCGUCGUUCGCAGCCCGCUUUGGAGUUCCAUGUAUUGCCGACGGCGGCAUUCAGAACGUGGGACACAUUGUUAAGGGUCUUGCCAUGGGUGCAUCUACCGUCAUGAUGGGCGGUCUUCUUGCUGGGACCACCGAGUCCCCAGGCAAUUACUUUGUCAGUCGCGAAGGCAAGCUCGUCAAGGCUUAUCGUGGCAUGGGAAGUAUUGACGCCAUGGAGGACAAGAAGGCUGGUGGAGGAGCUAAGGACUCCAAAGCCAGUAAUGCGGGCACGGCAAGAUAUUUCUCCGAAGGUGAUCGACUGCUGGUGGCUCAAGGUGUUUCAGGAUCUGUGUUGGAUCGAGGCUCAGUCACCAAGUUUGUUCCCUACCUUUUGGCAGGACUGCAACACUCUCUGCAAGACAUUGGCAGCAAGAGUUUGGUCGAGCUGCGGGAGGAUGUGGUCAGUGGCAAGGUGCGAUUUGAGCUUCGAACAGUGAGUGCUCAAGCCGAGGGCAACGUGCACGGCUUGGACAGCUUCGACAAGAAGCUGUACUCUUGAUUGAGAGAGUCGAUGCAUGUGAGGGGAUGGCAUCAAGCAGGGCGCGGGUCGGCGUUAAGGAGGGAUUUGUUCCAUGAUAUAAAAAUUGGCCCAGUUUUGCAUUGGCAGUGAUGUGUACAUGAAUUAAAGAUUGAUGCUCACGCUUGAGACGAGUCCACGUACAGUAGAUGGAGGACGUAAUUGUGAAUUGUACUGUUAGACACCUUGAAGCUUUGGGUAUCUUGAUGCUUGUGUCUGUAUAUGGGCUGUUGUCUUCAAGCGCAGGUAAUUCCAU